Messenger RNA from Rhodotorula toruloides NP11, 1347 nucleotides. RefSeq lists its product as uncharacterized. The transcript is spliced from 2 exons. The coding region runs from base 1 to 1347 and encodes 448 amino acids. NCBI's taxonomy places the organism in Eukaryota, Fungi, Basidiomycota, Microbotryomycetes, Sporidiobolales, Sporidiobolaceae. The record is from RefSeq and is a predicted model, not a curated record.
AUGCUCAAACCGCUGCGCAGAUCCGCUCGUCUGCUCAAGAAGCGCGAAAAGUUACCGCUACAGCUCCCGCUUGAAGUCCUCGAGCUCAUCCUCGAGUACUCUCUCCCACCUUGCCCUCCUCUCAUCGCCAACAUCUCGGCGACGUCCACCACGAACCGGCCGCUCGCGAGCUGGUUCAUCUUCCCUCUCCGAUCGGAGCAACUCUGUGCCAUCGCCCUCGUCUCGCGCCAGUGCCGUCGGUGGGCUCAGCGCGAACUUCUUCGGCACAUCGUCCUCGACUCCGAUGAGGCGGUCGACCGGCUGCUGGAGGCGUGGGAGCCGCUCAGCGUCGAGGAGCGAGCAAGCAGGGGCAUCGUGACGGAGACACUCAGGAUCGGGCACGACGACGAGGACGAACCGAUCCGUCUUGGAGACCGCUUUGAACGACUUCUCAUGCUCCUUCAGCCGGACGAAUUAGUUGCCGUCGGAACUGGACUGCGCGAGCUAUGGUUUCUCAGCGUGACGGACGUAAAUCUGCGCAGUCUGGCGCGCCUUCAAGAUCUACGGCUUCGCUUCUGCGAUGCCAUGGGAGUCUCCACGCCUAUGAGCACUCCGCCUCCUGGCGCCAUCGACAUGCCCUAUCUUCCACUCCUCCGCACUCUUGUCAUCAGCUUAGUGUCCUUCGAGACGGACGAGGACGAGGCUUCCCCUCCCAUUUUCCCCCAUCAUGAAUUCACCAAUCUCGAGAUCCUCUCAUUCGACGAAUUCGACGCCCUUCGCGCCAUCUUCGGUUGCGACUCGUGGAUGCUGCCGAAACUGCGAGCCUUCCAGCCGGGCCGCGAUACACCCGCCGCGCUCUAUGCGAGCCCCAAUCAACCCGCCACGCCACUAGACGACACGAAGCGUGAUCCGAACGACGACUUCCUCAAAACGCACGGCCUGCGCAGCGACACCCUUCUGUGCCUCCACCUCGACGGGGACACACUCCCCAACUUUUCCUCCUUCGGUCCCCUGCUUUCCGACAACCUCGUCAAGAUUGUUAUCGAAGACGCUGUAGAGCAUCUCGAGCGCGAAGAUCUGGAGGCCUUCGUCACGAGCCCGCACUUUCGUCGCCUGCUCGCGAGCCAUCCUCCGUCAACCUCAGCCACGACAAGCUCGUCCGAGGCAUCACGUGCAUUGAAACGCGCUCGUGGAGCUUUCCCCGUGACCUGCGCGAGCGGUGGCCCGACCUCAAAGAUCGGCUGGAGGAGGUCCUCAAGGGUCGCGCUGUGGAAUGGCACGACCGCGAUUAUCCCGACUACGCGGAGUUCGACGAUGCCGUGCUACCGAUCGUCCAAAUCGACUUUUUGCACGACGCCGAAACUGUGA